AUGCGGCUCGGUCGAAAUUGGCGAAAUUCGGUCGCAUUCGGUCGCAUUUUCGAACCCUGCUCUGCUCCCACCCCUCCCACGCCACCGAAGCCACCGUCUCUGCGCGCUGCCUCGCGCCUCCGCCCGCACCCUCGGCGCGGUCUCCGUCUCUGCCCGCUCCUCGCCGCCGCGGCCACGGCCUCGGUCGCCGCUUACUCCCCCGCGGACGCGGAGCGGCGGAAGCACGAGCUGCUGCGCGCGGUGCAGGAGACGCGGCAGGGUUUCGUGGCGGGGUCCGACCAGCGCGCCGCCAUCGAGGAAGCCAUCGUGGGCGUGGAGGAGCUUGGCGCCGUGGAGGGGGCGCUGCUGGACCUUGCGGCGCUCGACAGCACCUGGAGGCUGUGCUACACGUCGGCGUCGGACGUGCUCGUGCUUUUCGAGGCAGCCGAGAGGCUCCCACUCCUUCAGGUGGGGCAAAUAUACCAGAAAUUCGAGUGCAAAGACCAGUCAGAUGGUGGGGUUGUGAGGAAUGUUGUACGGUGGAGCAUUGAGAACUUGCUGGAGGAGCAAGAAGGUGCAACACUGAUGGUCUCUGCAAAAUUUGUUGUCCUGUCUAAGCGCAACUGUCAUGGUCGGGCAAUAUUAUCAUCGUAGGAAGAAGCAAGGGUCUGCAGUCAACACAGAUGGAGCGUGAGAGCGAUCUGCAGGAGCCGUCCAGGAUUAGUCCUUUGGGUGGUUAGAAGUUUGUUUGGCUUAGAGUUGGUUUGCAAGUUGGUUAGGAGUUUGUUUAGAUUACAAUUGUGUCGGUUUGUAACAGGCAGGGCUAUAUAUGCCCAUUGGAUUUGCAUCCUUGAGAUCAAGCAAUACAAACAAUCUAGUUUCUCAUCUCCCUUCUCUAAACAUCUCCUCCCUGCUAAUCGACGUCUUACCUGCGUCAGCUUCCU
This is a messenger RNA of Phragmites australis (common reed), 923 nucleotides long. RefSeq names its product probable plastid-lipid-associated protein 10, chloroplastic. The coding region runs from base 1 to 633 and encodes 210 amino acids. NCBI's taxonomy places the organism in Eukaryota, Viridiplantae, Streptophyta, Magnoliopsida, Poales, Poaceae. The record is from RefSeq and is a predicted model, not a curated record. The transcript has 5 exons.